Messenger RNA from Tachysurus vachellii, 1202 nucleotides. RefSeq lists its product as uncharacterized. The transcript is spliced from 10 exons. NCBI's taxonomy places the organism in Eukaryota, Metazoa, Chordata, Actinopteri, Siluriformes, Bagridae. Bases 59 to 976 code for a protein of 305 amino acids. The record is from RefSeq and is a predicted model, not a curated record.
UCUGUAUUCAAGCAGAAUACAGACUAAAUGUUUUAUCAGAAGUAUAGCGUUAAAGAAGAUGGAGACUUUCAAGACAGUCAAGAAAAAACGGGUGCGGUUUACAACAUCCUCUCCACAGACAUGUUCUCUUCAGAGGUUUCCUUCAGUGGCAUCUGGAGAAAGAGACGCACACGUAGCUUCUAGUAACACUUCUGAAUGUGCUCCAGAAGUUCUCACAGUUGAGGUACAGCACAUCCUCAUGAGAAGAGGUCCUGCUGUACCUCCUACCAUAAUUACAGGUCCUAAUGACACGUCUGGAAUUGAUCCAGAAGUUCUUGCGGCUGACGGAGAUCACCUCACCAGGGGCAGAGGUCCUACUUCGCCCACGGUUCCCACAAAUUCACGUCCUUCGAAGAAAACGCCACAACAUUUGGCCUCGACGUUUCAUUGCAGAACUGAUACACCUUUUAUAUACCCGAAUGAUUACACUGAAUACCAGGCUGCAUUCAUUGCUAAGGAAAAUCGGACCUUUCUGUUGCCACCCAAGACAGGCCAGGCUCCACAGACACCCCCUCAUCAGGAUGUUAAAAACAAAGAGCUAGAGCCCAGUGUAGUGCUGCAGAGGAAGACUUUUGGAAAUGCUCAGGAUCACAACAAGCGCCACGCUCCUGCUCGGCCCAUUGGCUCCCGAAAAAAACGUGUGUUGCAGCCGGUCCAGCAGGAGACUGUGCAGUGUAUAUUAACUCAUAGAGGUUGUGUAGACGCAUCAGGCAGGACUGAAUGCGUAACAAAUUAUAAGGAAAACUUUUGUUUUUCACAAAAUGCCUGCUCCUCGACUUCUCAGAGAAAAUCUGCACCCCGGCCGCCCUCAAACUUUAGGAAGCUUAGACCUGCCACUCAACGCACUGAAUACCAGGCUGCAUUCGGUCCUAAGGUCCUCUCUGCUAAGUUUGACUUCCGUCUGUUCUUACAGCUCCAUGGAAACGGGUUAAAGUAGGUCGCCGGGGUCCAAAUGUAAAAUUACGGAUAGUCUUCACAAAGAAUGACAAGUAUUUUUCCAUUUGGUUCCCCAUACUUCAAAGACAUUUAAUAUGAGGACAACUGAUCUUGGAUCAGCUUGAUUCCUGACGAGCCCAAGAGAAAAAACUCACCAUGACCCUGAGAAGAGGAGGGGUGGUGUACUCUCUCUCCUUCAUCAAACACACCGACAAUAACCAGCCAUG